Molecule: messenger RNA, 729 nt
Organism: Penicillium salamii
Lineage: Eukaryota; Fungi; Ascomycota; Eurotiomycetes; Eurotiales; Aspergillaceae
Source: the annotation of a GenBank genome assembly
AUGACUACUACUACUACUCAACUGAAGGAAGAGGUUCAAUCCUCUGCUUUGUCCAUUCGGUCCGAAAGCACUCUCUACACGCUUUCCGAUACCAAUUUCCAACCCUCGCGCAUCUUAACUGUAAAUGCACGGGGCAUCGGUGCAAUUCGUUUGCCCAUACCACCCCGACAAACCGAGAUCUUUAUAUACAAUCCCGAUGCCACAGAGGCGUACGUUUCCACCCGCGACAAAAUCUGCUCGGGCAAUGCAGUCCUGUCCCACCCCAAACGCGGGGAUCUCAUCCGGACCGAAUACUUCUUCGGACCGAACCGAGAUCCCGUGCUGCAGUUGCUGCAAGCCGAGUCUGCCGAUGUGACCGUUUCUGGGAAAUGGACAUCACGGACUAUGCAGUUUGUGAUGCCGGGAGGAAGACGAUUUGAAUGGGAAUAUGCGAAAGAGAAGAGGGCGGACGGACAGAAAGUGAGACUGAUUGUUUUCCGCGCCGUCGAGGCGGAGAAGACACCGAGGAGAAUUGCGCAGCUGGUCCGCGGGGACGAUACUCGCACUCCGGGGACGUCGAAGUGCACCGCCGGGAAUGGAGGGGAGUUGCAGAUUGAUGAGGCGGCCUUGCAGGAUCAUGAUUUAGAUGAAGCAGUCAUUGUGGCGACUUGCUUGGUGAUGUUGAAGAGGGAAAUGGACCGUCGAAGGAUGUUGCAAUUCGCAAUGAUUGCCGGAGUAGUUGGUAACUGA